Molecule: messenger RNA, 276 nt
Organism: Cryptomeria japonica (Japanese cedar)
Lineage: Eukaryota; Viridiplantae; Streptophyta; Pinopsida; Cupressales; Cupressaceae
Exons: 2
Coding region: 1-276 (91 amino acids)
Biological process (GO): microtubule-based process
Cellular component (GO): dynein complex
Molecular function (GO): dynein intermediate chain binding; dynein light intermediate chain binding
Source: RefSeq, a predicted model, not a curated record
AUGUUGGAAGGGAGGGGAGUUAUAGAAAGUACAGACAUGGCAGAGGAGUUACAAAGGCAUGCAAUGCUCUUUGCAUCGGAAGCUCUUGAUUUGUUUGACAUUUCCCAGUGCCAAAACAUUGCAUGCCAUAUCAAGAAGCUGUCUGAUAAGUGCUAUGGUGAGGGAUGGCAUUGCAUUGUGGGGAUGAAAUUUGGCUGUUAUUUCACUCAUGGCAAAGGAAGUUUCAUCUAUUUCUAUUUGGGGAUGCUCAAAUUCUUGAUAUUCAAGGGAGCAUAA